AUUACAAUGAAUAAAAAGUUGAUGGCAACUCAACUCCAUAUUUUCUGUGGAGUUGAUGACGUUAUUUCGUAUGAAUACAUGAUUGGUGGCAUUAACUAGCUCGUUCUGCGCAUGUGCAGGAUUAAAGGUUGGCUUAAAAGAUAAUGUUGGUUCAGAGGUGCAAUAAAAGUUGUUCCUGAAGCUGCCAUUGUGCAUGCGCACUAGAGAUCUGGAUUAAACUUUGAUACGGGAUUAACUUUUUUGGUGCGCACAGAAAACGCUUAUAUAUCUAAGCUAUUGGCUGGAACGUUCAUUUUUGUUGAUUUAUCUAUUGUGGUGUCAGUCGCCUCGUCUACCGGGAACAUCUGCGGCCCGAUAUUUGAAGGUGUACACUGUAGUAGUCGGCUAUAAACGAAAACCAAAUAAAAAUGUUAAGACAAUAUUUCUUGGUCUUGCAAGUGUUUUUCGUUUUCUCCUUGGUUGCGGUAUUUUACCUAAAAAAACUCGACGUCACCGUAAUGGGCUUAAAGCCACGAAGACAGGCGGAGAAAACGCCGGAAUUCCUCUCGGAUGACGUCACCACUAAGGGUCGUCCAAGUCCUGCCGCGCCUCCGUCAACCACGCAGUCGCCUCCUUCAUCCGCUGAUGACCCCGCCUUCCGUUCCUGCGCCUGCUCGCUCUCCGUCAUGAGCAAAGCUGGCGUGUAUGAUGAACAGCUGGAGACCGUCGUUCCGUGGGCGAACCUCACUACCCGACAAGCGCUGGAGAAGCAGCAUCCCAACUUCCCGCUCAACUUGGUCAGAAGCUUUGACAAGAAGUGGUGCCAUCUGUUGCCGAUGCCGCAUCUAAUAAACUGGAAUAAUAUAUACCUCCAGUCUGUAAAGGUUUCAAACACUACUUUUCUGGUCUACUCGGCUUUCUUUGAUAACCGGGAGCUCACAGAUCUGCGGCCCUGCAUCCGGAUAGUGGCAUACGCGCAAACAAAAUUCCCUGACGUUCCCUGGUGUUAUAUCUGGUUCAACUCUACGGGGCCGCCCGUCGUCUCUCGCGUCGCCAGGACAGAAUUUUUGGAUUGCAACCGAGAUCUGCGACGCGGCAGAUGACCUUUCCCUUUUCUCAC
Penaeus monodon (black tiger shrimp) is the source of this 1099-nucleotide messenger RNA. RefSeq lists its product as uncharacterized. Bases 408 to 1082 code for a protein of 224 amino acids. The record is from RefSeq and is a predicted model, not a curated record. The transcript has 6 exons. NCBI's taxonomy places the organism in Eukaryota, Metazoa, Arthropoda, Malacostraca, Decapoda, Penaeidae.